Rotaria sordida is the source of this 1398-nucleotide messenger RNA. NCBI's taxonomy places the organism in Eukaryota, Metazoa, Rotifera, Eurotatoria, Philodinida, Philodinidae. The record is from the annotation of a GenBank genome assembly.
AUGACGGAUGCAUAUCAUUUCAUAUCUCAACUAAAGAAAGAAUCAAUUGAGGCUACAAAAUCUUUUACACAUCAUGAGAAGCGUUUGCAAAGUACGCGCAAAGAAAAAAUAACAGAUAUUACUAAACUCAAACCAGGCGAUCACAUCAGUUUUUAUAGAAGUGAUUUUUACUAUUCACAUCACGGCAUCGUACGUGAAGCUAGUGUCAAUUAUCUUCGUAUAAUACAUUAUUUUAAUACAGCAACAAAUGUUUGGCAUUCAUUGAUUAAAGGUUCAUUAUAUCUUGCUGAAGUUAUUGAAAGUGAAUGGAAAUUAACAAUGAAUAGUGAUAGUGAAGAAAUUUAUUUACAUCAUUAUGAUAAUAUAAAAUGUUUUUCAAACGAAGACACUCUUGAACGAGCUAUUUCCGAUCUUGGAAAACGUGGCUAUUCAUUAUUCAGUAAUAAUUGUGAACAUUGGGCACGAUGGUGUCGAACAGGUGAUUCCUAUUCUAAACAAGUUAUCAAAUGUCGUGAUUUUGUUAAAGAAAAAGCGGCUACACUUUUAAUUGUUGAUCCUACUGCACUACUUGUUAAAGAUAUAGCUGUUGUCGGUACUCAAAGUCUUGGAACAUUUCUUAGUGCCAUUGGAUCAGGUUUAGUUCUUACGAGUGUUGAAUGUAUUUCAGCAUUCAUCGAUAUUAAACGAAAACAAAAUAAACAACGACAAGGUGGCUUGAGUGAGAUGGCUUUCAAAAAAUAUGUCGUACUUCGACUCACAUCAGCAUCGACUACUGUCAUCGGAGGAACCGCAGGCACUAUUGUUGGAACUAUUCUUAUUCCUGUACCCAUUCUCGGCUCAGUUAUCGGUGGUGUAAUCGGUACUGUAACUGGAAAAGUUAUCGGUGGCCUAUCGGGUAUUGCUGUGUCGAAAGCUGUUGCAGUAUACGAGAAACAGAAGCGAGCAAGUAUAGAUAAGAUGAAAACUGUUCCACAACUGAUAGCUAAAUUAUCAUUCGAUGAGGAACUUCGUCAAGGUUUAAGAGCACUAACACUCGAAUCUGAACAAGAAGCACAAAUAGAAACUGUUGUUAGGGAAGCGACAAUAUCUAACUCAUCAAAAUCGUCAUCAGUACUCUAUCCAUUUUUUGAACAACUAAUACGUCAAUAUUCAAUUUUGACAUACGAAGAUUGUCGAAUGGCUACUCGACUUUCGGAGAAUGUAUUUUUGAAUUCAAAUGUUUCAGAACAGUUUGUACUCAGACCAAUACCUGAUGAAAAUUCACCUGAAGAAUUUGGAUCAGCAGUCGAUUUACUUGUACUUCGAUGGCCGAUGGAAAAAUCUAAACCGUGGGAGAUUGGUGAAGAACAGGUGCUUGAUAUUUAUGAUUUGAAUUCAAUAAAUGAAUCAGUCGAAUAG